Messenger RNA from Xyrauchen texanus (razorback sucker), 3221 nucleotides. It is a transcript of the gene jam3b, whose product is annotated as junctional adhesion molecule 3b. Lineage: Eukaryota; Metazoa; Chordata; Actinopteri; Cypriniformes; Catostomidae. Bases 40 to 984 code for a protein of 314 amino acids. Gene Ontology annotation, biological process: angiogenesis; cell adhesion. The record is from RefSeq and is a predicted model, not a curated record. The transcript has 9 exons. Gene Ontology annotation, molecular function: protein heterodimerization activity; protein homodimerization activity.
UCCUCUCCUAAAGCAGACCUAAAGCCCUUUACUUUGCGCAUGUACAGCCAUACUGAACAUUUCAUCGACUCCAAGAUGGCGUUAACACCACUGGCUUGCGUUCUGCUCCUCCUUUCCAUGCAAUUCUACAUCAGCACAUUGGCAGUAAUCCUGAAGACGACGAAUUCAAAACCAUGGGUCAAUGAGUUUGAAUCAAUCGAGCUGUCUUGCACGAUUGAGUCUAUCUCCACUGCUAAUCCAAGAAUAGAAUGGAAGAAGAUCAAGAAUGGAGAGCCCAGUUAUGUAUAUUUCGAGAAAGAAAUAGCAGGCGACUUGGAGAAGAGAGCGAAAAUUCGAGAACCAGCAACUUUGGUCAUUCCCAAUGCAACACGAUCUGACACUGCUGAUUACCGUUGUGAAGUCACUGCCCCCAAUGAUCAAAAAUCUUUUGAUGAGAUUCUCAUAUCUCUUGUUGUAAGAGUGAAGCCCGUAGUGCCCAGAUGCUCCGUACCCAACUCAGUCCCAGUACGCAAAUCAGCAGAGCUGCAUUGUGUGGAGGAUGAGGGCUAUCCCAAGUCUCAGUACCAGUGGUUCCGCAACAAGGAGGAAAUCCCAGAAGACCCCAAGAGUAGCCCUAAGUUCUUCAACUCCAGUUACACCCUGAAUGGAGAAAUGGGCACACUGAAAUUCAGUGCUGUCAGGAAGGAGGACGCUGGAGAGUACUACUGCAGGGCAAGAAAUGAGGCUGGCUUCUCAGAAUGUGGACCACAGAUGAUGGAAGUUUAUGACAUCAACAUUGCUGGAAUCAUCUUGGGUGUACUGGUUGUGGUGGUGGUACUUUUGUGUAUAACACUGGGCAUCUUCUGUGCCUAUAAACGAGGCUACUUCACCAGCCAAAAGCAGACAGGAAACAAUUACAAAGCUCCAGCAAAAGGAGAUGGAGUGGACUAUGUCAGAACAGAGGAUGAGGGGGAUUUCCGACACAAAUCCUCGUUUGUCAUCUGAGAGGAGGGUAAAAUGAUGGAGGAUACAGAAUUAAACUGAAGGUUAUUGGCGCCAUACCUCACAGACACAAAUCCCCAAACUGACGACAUAAAUGUUGGCGCUACCACAGCACGUGCCUUGCUCCAUGGUACGACUGCAACGACACAAUUUGUAUUUGCCAAAGGUGACAAAUAAUCACAAAUGUCUGAUCACUGUUUAAAGACACUAGAUGCUUCUUGUUUCUUUAAUUCUACUUUUUCAGCCCCUUUUUAUGAAUGGGUAAAACCAGUUUGCUUUGCUAGCUGUAGCAUUUGUUACAACUCUGUCAAUAUUGUUAGAACUCUGUAAUUUCUAAAACAUUAGUUUUUUACUAGCUAAAUUUGUCAGACUAUUUUUGAUGGAAUAUAUUUUAAAAUGCCUAUAGAAGAUGUUUACUUUUUUAAAUAUUUGUAAAAUACUAACCUGGAAGCCAGUACAUUUUUAGACUAAUUUGGUUGUGAGAGAAAUGAAUAACCAUAUCCACCACUUUGCAUCCUGAGUUUUAGUAAUUCGAUUUUCAAAUUAAUGUAACAGAGCACUCAAUCGUGUGAAUGUUUUGUUUUCCAUUGAGAUUUCAUAUACUUUCAACAGCAUAUCCAGCUGCACCGGCUUCAAUCAAAGGUCUUAUGUACUUACUAUACUGCUGGGAUUUAAAUGUUAAUAGUUUAAGGACGUUCCAUGUUCAUGUUUGUAGAUAGUCUUAGACAGUGAGUAUCUUUGGAAAAUCACCAGCAAAAGCUGGAGAAUACUUUAAAAGACCAGUGCUGCAUAUCCUUGAUUUUAAGUGUCCUUCUAUGCUAGCUGUUUAUCUUGUAUAUAGUGAAUAUACAGUCUAGGUUGUUCAUUUUUUUUUUUUUUUUCUUUCUCUACAUCUCUUCCUUUUCUUAUUUGAGUGAGAAACACUCGCCAUGUUAAUUUUUAGUAUAACAGGGUUUGUAUGUUGUCCAACUGUACUGGUUGUAUAUAGAUCCACUGUGAGCUACACUGUGCUUAAGAUGUUAUCAGUUUAACCAAGAGUUAAACCUUAUGAAUGAGACAAAUAUGACACUCUUGCCAUGGAAUUAAAUAUGAAAUUGAGAAGUCUUGUCACGGUAGAGAGGGUAUCUGCCUUGUCAAAUACAUUUGAAAGACUGGACCCAAAUUGUUUUCCUUUCAUGUAAAGCUACAUUUUCUUGUAUAGCAGUGAUCGUGAAAAAACUGAAAAUGCAUACAUACUUUAACCUACAUAAAAGGUGUUAAGAGUACAAUCAUAGCUAAAAUGAAUGAACUGAAUGCUUUUGUUAAUAUUUUAUGAGACUAUUUCCUUAAACCUGCUAUGGGCUCAGAAAACUUCAGCAAACUUUUGAAUAAGAACCAUACAUCAUUCCUCUUAAGUGCCUUCUAGUGUAGUUGUACAACAGUAAUAUUGCACUGACAAUAAUGCAGUUUAUAGUCAAUAACUGCUGUAGCAGUUCAUUGGAAUCUACACAGAACAAUUUUUCUAAUUAAUUUUCAUCACUCUUACGUCAGUAUUUGAAAAAGAACAGGUGUUUGAGAGGAAUGAUAACGUUCUGCAGUCAUCCGUUGUUUGAAAGUUGUUGUUUUUUUUUUACUUUAGCUUUUGUUGUAAAUACACCUAAUGUUGUGCAUUGAUUUGGGGAUUUUCUUUUUCAUUGCCGUAGACAUUCUAUAAUGUAUUAGUGCCUAAAUGUAGAGUGAAAUAAUGUUUCAGGGGGACAGACCAAAAGCAUUAAUUUAACAGAUAUUCUUGGAGACAAAGGUUUGUUUAAUUGAUUUUAGAUUUAAACUUAGGAAGCAAAGUACUACAUUAUAUGAGUCACAGCCCAAUUAAGUUUCAUAUCCCUGCAUUUGUCACUGAAGUACUGUGAGGGGAACAGAAAAUGAAGUACUUUGUGUUUAAAAAAAAAAAAUAGAGAACUGUACCAAAUACUGACUGCCAAAAGAGCAUUUUUCCAGUAUUAUUCUGCUCCCAGUUCUCUUUCUUUUUUUAUUUGUUUGUAACUCUUGGGCAAGAUUUUUUGGAGGCUGAGAUGACAUAUUUUUCACUCAUUUUAGUUUUUUGGGGGGGAGAUUUUGUGGUUGUUUUGGAAACAGCUGGAAUUUUAAAUGAAUCAUAUUUCAUUUACUGAAUUCAUGUUAUGUCCCAUUAGUUUGGGACAUGUACAAACCCUGUGUGAAUUCUUGAAUAGUAUGUUUGUGAUUAAUAAAGCUCACUUCUU